CCUAGUAGCAAACGCUGUUUUGCAAAGUUUCAGCAAUAAAACGGAAAUAAUUUGUGUGAAAACUGUAUAAAAGACUGUAAUUCUUAACAAAUUCACUUAAUAAUAGUGUCUAAGUCUAUACUUGCAAAGUAAGUCAUGAAUCCAUAAACAUUUUAUAUAUUUGUGUGACAAACUGUCGGCGAAACAACUUGAGAAGUGUAUUAUGCCACAAAUUUGCGCGGGAAAAGUUCUAACCGCAAGCUAUAUCCUCAGUCGUGUUUGUGAUUUUACUGCGUGCGGUUGUUGAAGACUAUUUUACUGAAAAAGAAUUUAUUAGCAAAUAAUAAAGUUGAAAUAAAAGUGUAACGUUCUGCGAUUGUUUGAGCCGCCAGUUAAGCUGAUAAGGCAUUUUCCAGUUUAUAAUUGUUUGAUUUACUAUUCCUAUCAAAUGGUGAAAUGUAUGUUUGAAUGAAUAAGGCUGAUUUUUCGCAUGCUGAAAAAAAUGAGCUCUACCAGAAAGCCUCAAAUAAGAAAAAGACGGUCGACGGGUAAAUUAGUUGUAUUGAACGAGGAAGAACUUAUACAUCAAGUACAACUGAGGCCAAUUCUGUAUGAUCGUACGUUGAAGUCAUUUCGCAAAUCUUCGCUGCGUCAAAUGCAUUGGCAGGAAGUUAGUGAGGUCAUGGGUGCAACAACAGAUGAAUGUCGGAGGCGAUGGCGUUCCCUUAGAGAUUCUUUUGCCAAGCACUAUAAGCAGGUUCAAAGAACCGAAGAUGAGCACACGCGAAAUAAGCAUCGCAAAUGGAUAUUCUAUGAUCAGAUGACGUUUAUGAUACCCUAUAUGGAUAAUGCAAGCUAUGCCUUGGAUGACCAUCUGAUUGAGGAAUUCGGUGACAAUUCCGAUGAUCAAAGCAUACACUGUGAAAACUCUUCAUCGGCUGUUAUAGAACAAGCGCAAGGUAAUCAGAACAAUAACAAAUUGGAAAGUCACAUCGAAGAGAGGCAUAGUAAUGAACAUGUUCAACAGAACACAGUUUCGGUACAAGCUACAGAUUUUAUGCCUGUACCCGAAGAGGCGGAAGUUAUUGAUCACCACCAUCACAGUCAACAUCAUCAUACCCCAAACACCAGCUCAAAUCAAAAUGCCGAGUAUAAAAGACAAAACACCCAAAUGACUCCACAAUAUUAUGCUUCGAAUAACUAUUUCGAUUCGGAUGAGAAAUUCCUUCUUAGUUGUGCACCAGCAAUGCGGCGUCUGACUAAUCGACAAAAUGCCAUAGCCCGACUACAAAUCCAACAAUUGUUGUUUGAUAUUGAAUUUGGUAAUCGUCAGAAUCAAGAAUAAUACGAAAAAGAUAUUCCAAUCGACCUCUCUCUCGUUCUCCGUUUGAGGAUCGAUAAUCAUCAGCGUUGGCUAAUAAUUUCAAUGCCAUUAUCUUAUCAUUGGCAAGACAAUCGAAUAUUGGAAUUAUUUUUUUCGAAAGUGUUGAGUUUGUUUCCAAAUGUCUAAUGGUAAUCCAUCAGUAAUGACAUUGUAUUAAUGAACAACGGGUUAAGGCAUUGCAAACGGAACAUGAAAAUCAAUAGAGGGCUAGCAGUAAUAGUGUUCUUCGCGGCUUUAAUUGCGGGACAAAGAGUUAGUGCACUAGAAUGUUAUGCCUGUGAUUCUAACGAGGAUCCAGAAUGUGCUACCAAACCGGGUCGUCAGAUUUCUGUAGAAGAAUGUCCUUCGGAAACAGAUGAAUGUGUUCAAGUUGUGG
Molecule: messenger RNA, 1739 nt
Organism: Musca domestica (house fly)
Lineage: Eukaryota; Metazoa; Arthropoda; Insecta; Diptera; Muscidae
Product: transcription factor Adf-1
Exons: 3
Coding region: 470-1324 (284 amino acids)
Biological process (GO): regulation of transcription by RNA polymerase II
Cellular component (GO): transcription regulator complex; nucleus
Molecular function (GO): DNA binding
Source: RefSeq, a predicted model, not a curated record